Spirometra erinaceieuropaei is the source of this 3068-nucleotide messenger RNA. NCBI's taxonomy places the organism in Eukaryota, Metazoa, Platyhelminthes, Cestoda, Diphyllobothriidea, Diphyllobothriidae. The record is from the annotation of a GenBank genome assembly.
AUGGACCAGUUGUCCCUGGCGACAGAACACUGCGCAAACUCUGGACACACAUUCGCCUUACAGAGUGCCGAAAUCCUGGGCCGUGGAAACGAUCGCGUGACCAGGGAAACAAUUGAGGCCUGGCACACCGGCACGAACUCCAUCAACCGCUGUGUAACGCUUCCCGAAGCCUACCAGACCCUCCGGACGCAGUUCAGAGAACAGAGGAGCAAACGCGGGUUACGAGGAGAAUGGAACUCAAUUACGGCCGGGUCCAUGGGGGACACAAACGCAGCUGCACUUCAACUUGGAUCCGGCGAAGGUGCGAUCGUCACCACAGUCGCGACACCCACUUAUCCGGAAGGUGCGAAAACGGACGAUUGCAGCAACAUAAACGGACCCGCCGAAGGUGCCAGCGUCACUGCCACUUAUUCAGCAGGUGAGAACACAGGCCGUCACGGGAUCGUAAAGAAGAUUGCCAGCCUAGGACGCGAACUAAGGUCCAUGCGAACACGUGCGAUGACGGCUAGCUCUCGAACGCCGGCCCUCGACGAGAUGUAAACCCGUUGAAAGGAGACCAUUACCACCUAUAAAUGCUGUUAGGCGUGGUACAACACUCACCUCCGACGAUGAAAGCUUGUUUGCUUUCGAAACGUCAGGGCAAUCCAAUUAUGGUUCCCGAAAUCAUCUCUUCUUCUUCUCAUUUAUGUCCGGGGACGCGCAUCUUCGCUUCUAUCAGCAAUAUAUAUAUAUAUAUAUAUAUAUACAUAUAUAUAGGCACCAUAUAUGUAUAUAUAUAUGCUUGGAAACUAACUUUUCAUUCGACCAGCAAUGCUACAAGCAACUGAAAGGAGCCCCUAUGGGGUCACCCAUUUCUGGUUUUCUCGCUGAAGUAACAAUGCAGAAACUAGAGGCAACGGCGCUCCCGUUGUGUACUCCUAAAUUGUGGCUGCGAUAUGUGGAUGACACAUUUGUUAUCGUAAAAAAGAACCAACUAGAAGUGCUCCACAAUACUAUCAACUCAACAAUUGCUGGGAUUCAAUUCACACUUGAAAAGGAAGUGGACUGCAAACUCCCAUUUCUGGAUGUUCUCGUGCAGCGUAAGGUCGACGGAACGUUACGCACAUCCGUUUACCGGAAAGAAACUUACGCUGAAGUCAUUCUUCCUUAUAAGAGCAACCAGCCCAUUUCUCACAAACGGAGUGUCGUAAACAGUCUGCUUGGUCGAGCAAAAACACAUUGUUCGGAUGAAGAAGGCUAUCGAGCCGAAGUGAAUUACUUGUGCGAAUUAUUUUCGCAGAAUGGAUACCCUAAGGACUUUGUACGCAGAUGCAUGAGGCAGCGAGAAUCAAGGGAGAAGGAGCCGGGUAGUUCCAAUCAGACGCCUGAAUUAAGCACUUGGCGAACCCUUCCUUACAUUAAGAAUGUGUCUGAACUCGUCGAAAGGCACUUAAGGAAGCACCAAAUUCGAGUGGCGCACAAACCUACGACUACUUUGCGCACUCAGCUGGUACAUCCUAAGGAUAGGGUUAAUCAGCUGGACAAGAAAGAGGUCGUCUACAAGAUACCGUGUAAUGCAUGUACUGCCGUCUAUUGUGGCCAGACUGGAAAAUCCGCCUCAACACGCAUCCAUAAGUACCAGUUGGCGGUAAAGAGGCGAGACCAUCUGUCUCAGGUAGCCAUGCAUACUCUGGACACCGGGCACACUUUUGCUUGGGACAAAGCUCGCAGUGUCGCUGUCUGCCCUUUCAAGAAAGGCCGAGAAUUCCUCGAGGCGAUGCACUCUGAUGACUCAUGCAUCAACCGGCAUAUCGAGUUGGAUGCCGUGCACAGAAACCUGAAGGAGAAAUGGAAGAGAAGGGAACCAACCAGCUCAGACUGACGCACGACGGCCGCCAACUGGCGCACACGCCAUGCAAGUACCGAUUUUUUGUGCACUCUUGACGUUAGCUGUUUCUUGCUUUCACAUUUGCUUUCCGCUUGCGUCUGACGACGACCUGGGGAACCAGCGUCGAAAAUUUACGCAAUAAACCCUCUUGUCCCAAAGAACCUACCUCUUUUCAACAUAUAUAUAUAUAUGGAUGUAAGCGAAAAUGCUGACUCCGGGUGUUAAAAUUGAAGAAGAUGGUAAGGCGAGCUCUGGGGAUGAUGAUUUAUUCAUCUGACGUUUCACACUCAUGUUCGAGCGCAUCAUCGGAGAUAGGAAAUAUGAGAAUUACAUGGUUUAAAUAGGUCCCUCUCGCUCGCGCCUGAUAGGGCCACCAAAUCCAAUUCACAAUGGAGGAAGAAAAUGACUGAACGCUCUUUUUCCUCGACGUGCGCGUAACGAGGCAGGAAGAUGAAACCCUUCGGACUGGUGUUCUCCGAAAACACAGAGAAAAUACUCCACUACAACAGCAACCAUCCCCUGUCGCAUAGGAGCAGUUGCGUCCGGACACUUUUCCGCCGCAUCAACACACACUGCAGCAGAGGCCGAGAAGCUACAAGAGCUGGCGUCCCUGUGGCACUUCUUCCUUGUCAAUGGAUAUCCACGUAGCUUCGUAAACAAAUGUCUGUUCCAAAGACACACAAAGACUGACGGUGAGGCGAACCAAAAACCUGAGGUACUCCGUGUUUUGCCCUACAUGACGAACGUCUCUGAGGCCACUGAGCGUAUGCUAAGACCACUUAACGUGGGCGUUGGACACCGACCGGAAGCCACCAUUCGCCGAUUAGUCAUGCAGCCAAAGGGUAGGCUGCUCCCUGAGGACAUGUCAGGUGUCAUUUACCGCGUCAACUGCCUAGACUGUCAGGCCAACUAUUGUGGCAUGAUAAACAAACGACUUAAAACGCGCAUGCAUGAGCACACCUUAGCCGUCAAGCGGAAAGAUGCACGCUCACACGUCGCCAUGCGCAGUCUGGAAAAUGACCAUCGGUUUGACUUUGACGGCGCCCAAGUGCUCGGCCGAGCGGAAAACAGACUGGCGCGAGAAAUAAUCGAGGCCUGGCAAACAGACGCCAACUCCAUCAACCGCAGCGUCGACCUAGCGGCACCAUACGAGGCAACCAAACACCACAUACGCACCAGGGGAGGCCCAAUGACAAUAUAA